Myripristis murdjan (pinecone soldierfish) is the source of this 1784-nucleotide messenger RNA. It is a transcript of the gene cabp5b, whose product is annotated as calcium binding protein 5b. The transcript has 7 exons. Lineage: Eukaryota; Metazoa; Chordata; Actinopteri; Holocentriformes; Holocentridae. Gene Ontology annotation, molecular function: calcium channel regulator activity; calcium ion binding. The record is from RefSeq and is a predicted model, not a curated record. Gene Ontology annotation, cellular component: cytoplasm. The coding region runs from base 421 to 933 and encodes 170 amino acids.
UUUUUUUUCUUGUUGCUGUCAUUCAGGGAUAAUAGCUAGAAAGACCUUUCUAGUGACUCUUAACUUGAACCACAUUGACAGGGACAGCAGCAGGAAGCAAAGCAGCAAACAAGAAAAAGAAGGAAAGAGAGAUAAUUAUUUUACAUGGAUUCCCUCUUUUUCCCCACUGAUAAGGAUUAAAAUCCAAAGAGGAGACCAGAGCUUCUGAGAUAAUCCAUAAGAGACCUCAUUCCUCCUCACUGGAAUACACAGAUAAACACCGAUCACGGUUUUACACACACACACAUACAAACACAAGAGAAAAACAAUGAUAUAGCAACAACACACAUACCAUAUUAAAGUAGAGUUGAAAUCCGGACCAACAGCUUCACAAAUACAUAGGGGAAAAAGUAUCCUGGGAUCUCCACCAAACCUCUCAUCAUGAGUUCUGGACAAGCGUGCAUCUUUCUUAGAGGAGGAAAGAGGAGACAAUCAAGAAAUCUCACACAUGAUGAAAUAGAAGAGUUACGUGAGGCUUUUGAAGAGUUUGAUAAGGACAAGGAUGGUCUGAUAAGCUGUAAAGACCUGGGGAACCUGAUGAGGACCAUGGGCUACAUGCCAACCGAAAUGGAGCUGAUACAACUGGGCCAGACCAUCAACAUGAAUAUGGGAGGGAGGGUGGACUUUGAAGAUUUUGUGGAACUAAUGACCCCCAAGCUUCUGGCUGAAACGGCAGGGAUGAUUGGACUGAAGGAACUUAAAGAUGCUUUUAAAGAGUUUGACAUGGAUGGAGACGGCGCUAUCACAUCUGAUGAGCUGAGGCAUGCCAUGAUGAAGUUACUGGGCGAACAAACCAACAAAAGUGAGAUUGAUGCAGUCGUCAGAGAAGCUGACAACAAUGGAGAUGGAACAGUCGACUUUGAGGAGUUUGUGAAAAUGAUGUCACGGGAAUGAGGAUCACAAACACAAGAUAUAUAAUUGUGAAUGGAGAGGAAUUAUUUUUGUGGAAUUUUAUGCUAAUGAUACUUGUAAUGGAUAAUUUUAUGCAUCUAGUUGAUAUUUUUCUCAUGCACAAAGUCACAUUGAGCCACUCCAAUGGAAUGAAGUUUACCACCUGAAAAGAAAAUGCUGUACUUUCAUUUCGUGGCAGACUUGCAGCAGAUAAAGUUAAUUAAAUGUGAUUGUAAUAUUGUAGCUCUGGACUGUCACAGCCUCCAUUCUUUGUUGAUGUUUUUGGCUCAGAAAUCACAGCAAAUUAGUCAAGGACUGGAUGGUCAUUGAAGGUUAUCCGCAAUUCAUUCAAGACACAGAUAAAUCUGCACUUAUUGUUAGAAGACAAUCUACAUUUUGUAUCUCUAAAAUCUAUUUGACUUUUAGCUCCCUUAUAUCCCUCCCUUUUAUAUUCUUUUUGUUUCCGUAAAUACUGGGAGAACAAUGGACUGAAUUCAAGGAGAAAUGUGUGUGUGCAAUUGAAAGCCCUGGAUGGGCUGUUUGUAAAUCAGUGAUGAUGGACAAUCACAUUACAGAGCGCCAAGAAAAUUCACGUUUUCCCUCCAACCAGACGUCACCAAGUGACACCAAUGGACACACCCAGUGAUCACCAGUCGAUGAAAACCUGCAUGCUCUUGGCCCACCACAGCACAAUUUCUCAUUCCUGUUGUAAAUAGACUGUUGUUAACCUUGAAACAAUAGCAUUAACUCAUACAGAAUGAUAACUUAUCAUUAAAGUAGCACUGGCGGUGUAAAUUAUACUUGCAUAUGAAUGAAUCAAUGUUUUGAUGCAGGAAUAAAUUUUUCUGACACAA